AUGUCGCGACGGACGAAGAAGGUACUUCGGCUGAUUGACCUGAUAAAGAAGUUUCAGGACUCGGCAAUGAAAAGGAAUCCGUCAGAGCGUCAACCUGUGCGAGGACUGCAAAAAGAACAAGGCCAACGAAAGCCAGCUGGACCUCCUCCUGUCAGGAACCCCAAAGGACGUCAUAAAAGGAGGAUACCAAGGCCAUCUGUCCCCGAAGAGCCCAAAAUCCACGGUAGACGGAGGGCAGCAGGAGCAGGAGCACCUUUUAAAGAAGAGCCCCGAAAAGGGGGUAAAUGGAAGGGCGUCGAACCACCUGUUAUGCCCAAGAAAUGGAAGAAUUUACUGAAGGAAAGAGACAGACUAGUGAUUGCCUUAUUAGUCCAGAUGGAAGGGUUGUAUGCAGUCACGAAGAAUGUCUCGUUGAUAAACCAUUUGGACAGUCACGUCUCUGAACUUGAAGCGGCCAAAAGGCACAAUAUGAAACUGGUGAUUGAAAAAGUCAAGCGGUGCCGCUGCCAAGUUUUAGAGUCGAAGAAAAGAAAGGACGAGAUGUCAGUGCCUCGCAUUGGCCGAAGCAAACUGACAAAGUUGCUGGCUGAAAAGAGACUUUUAAUGGAUGAACUGUUUGUACAAGUGGAAGACCUUGAUCCAACCGAGGGAAACCUCUCCAUGAUAUAUCACUUGGAUGGUCACUUAUUGGACCUCCAGUUGGCUGGAGUAGGCGCAAUGGGCGCAGUCGUGGCAGAGACCAAGAACUGCCGAUGCCAAGCCAUUAAACGGGGGAAGAUGAAGGAACAAAGAGAAGACUUAAUCUAUGAGCUCAUGGUGCAGAUCGAAAGAAAGCAUCCAACCUCGGCAAAUCUCGAGGCCAUAGAUCACCUGGAGAGUCACAUCUGGGACCUCGACAUUGCUUCAGCCGAUGAGCUCAGAGUUGUGAUGAGAAAUAUCAAGAACUGCGCUUGUCAAGCUGCACUGCCUAAGGACUUCAAUAAAGUUCGGGAGAGGAAGGGGUGCUUUAGGCAGAGAGGUUGGAGGAACGCUCUCAUGGAGAGGAAUAAUUUAAUGGAAAAAUUGUCGGCACAAUUAAAAGCCUUUGGCGACAGCUAUAGAGAAAGCCACUACUCGCUGAUUAAACACUUGCAGAGACACCUGUGGCUCCUCCAAAGAGCGAAAGAGGGAGACAUUCCAUUCCUCACGGAAAAAGCACACAAAUGUUGGUGCCAGACUCUGGGGCAAUGCGAAACUUAUGAACCAGCAAUGACCAGACAAGGAACGGAGAGGACUGUAGAAGAUUCGUCCCCUAUUGGAUUUGCAUAUAGACCAGAUGACAGAGCUGUUUCAUGGGAGAAAACCGGAGAAUCUUCGCCACAGGAGCUUUCCCCAGAGAGACAGCAGAGGGGAGAGUUCCAAGGUCGGGAGAUUCCCAGGAGACGUGAUAUCUUCACCAGCAUCAAUGAGGCUGAACCCUUUCUCGCCAACAUCGUCGGGCAGCAACUCCUACAACAAAUCCAAGAGGAAAGGAACGCCCUCAAUGAAAAGAUGAAAGAGUUCGACGAAGGAAGAGAGCUUUUAAAUAAUGAGAGGCGUGCUCUUUAUGCUGAAAGGGAACGCUUCAACCAGGAAAAGAGAGAGGAACUGAGAAGACAAAGAGAGAAUCUAAUUAAGAAUGAAGAGAAAUUCGUUAAGGAAUUAAUGGAUUUGAAAUUGGAUAGGGAAGCCUUCCAGAAAGAGAAGGAGACGUUCUACUUGGACUACGCUGACAAGAAAGCAGAACUGAUGAGAGAAAAGGAGAACCUCACCAAGAAGCAGGAGAGGCCCUCUAAGGAAGCAAUGGACUUGAAAUUGGAUAGGGAAGCCCUCCAUAAAGAGAAGCAGACGUUCUACUUGGACUACAUCGACAAGAAAGAAGAACUGAUAAGAGAAGAAGAGAACCUCACAUACAAUCUCAAGAGGGUCGCUAAGGAAGCAAUGAACUUGAAAUUGGAUAAGGAAGCCCUCGAGAAAGAGAAGAGGCUCUUCUAUAUCAAAGUCGAUGAAAUGAGAGGAGAACUAAGAGAAGAAAAAGAGGAACUCAUCACAGAGCAAGAGAUGCUCAGGAUGGACAUUGCUGCCUUCAACCAGGAGAAAGAAAAAUUCUAUCGGAUGCAAGACCAAAAAGAAAAGAAAGACGAACGGAAAAUAGAUUUGAGACUUAAGGAAAAGUCUCAGGAUACAUGCAGCAGAUCAGUCGGCAUUGAAACAAAGAGACAGGGGCCAAACAGCAUGCAGCUUUUGAGCGAGGAAUUAAAAAGAUUCAUGGAACGUUUCAAUAAAGAAGUUGAUACAAGCAGGAAGUGUACAGCAGAAAAACUUAUAGACAGUAUUAUGACAAAAGAGGCCGACAACAUUCAUAAAGUCUUGAAGAGAAUACAAUCACUGAAAGCAAAGAAAAAGUGA
Messenger RNA from Macrobrachium nipponense, 2427 nucleotides. Its product is annotated as trichohyalin-like. NCBI's taxonomy places the organism in Eukaryota, Metazoa, Arthropoda, Malacostraca, Decapoda, Palaemonidae. The record is from RefSeq and is a predicted model, not a curated record. The coding region runs from base 1 to 2427 and encodes 808 amino acids. The transcript has a single exon.